Messenger RNA from Trichobilharzia regenti, 1101 nucleotides. NCBI's taxonomy places the organism in Eukaryota, Metazoa, Platyhelminthes, Trematoda, Strigeidida, Schistosomatidae. The record is from the annotation of a GenBank genome assembly.
AUGUUAGUAGCACCGAUAAGAGGAUAUUGGAUAUUGAAUCCACAAAGAAGUGGAAAGUUUAUAUUUCUCAAGGUCGUUAAUUGGUUUUCACUUUUCAAGCAGGUUGAUAAACUAUACUUGCUUGAUAAGACACAGCGUUUCCGUCCCUUACUGAAACAAAAGUGUCCCUGUUCAAAGUUAGACAAAUUAAAAAGUUUCACUUCUACACAAAGUCAGACGUCGAUUAAUAAGUUGGCUAUCCAGUCAUUCAGACGAUAAGCAAUCCCUUAAUGAAGUGGAUCUUUGAAACUGUUUAAUGAAGAAAAUGUAAUUCAAAUUUUACCAUAUCACUUUAUAUAAACUCGGUUUCCUAUACACCAAUACGUGGUGAAGGGCAUCAUUUAAAAACAAAUAGUAGGUAAACCUUGAGAGAAGAUUAAAACGCCACCUCCUUUGUGUGACUGUUUUUCCAGAAACACAAAAGAGCGAUAUGGUUACCCUACUGUUUCACCUCAUCUUUGAUGGAUGUUGGCAUUAUGCAAGUUCAGUUACUAAUUCGUGUGUUCAUACUUCGAUGUUAUGUUUAACAUUUGUUGAAUAUUCACUAUUACUGUACAAAACAAAAACAUUUUUACCAAACAUAAAUGUUUUUGUAUUUGGUGGCUUACACUAUCCUUUAGCCAGUAAGUACUAGAAAACCACAUUUUAUGUCGUUUGUUGUGCACAUAUGAACUAAACAGACUAAUAGUAAAUAAUAAUUCCAGCAUAGAAUUUUCUCUUGAACAUCUGAUAGUCCAAACCACUCUCUUUCGUAUAUGAUACAUAUUUCAGGUAAAUAUGUAGUUAUACUUUGAAUAUCUAACCAAAUGGUCGUAGUUAUGGUUGUGAGGUUAGAUAGUUGUCCCAGUAUCCGAAAAAGGGAGUAUUGUGGCGUAAAUAAACUUAAAAGUUGCUUUAAUUAUCUGGUUAGCCUGGCUGAUUUAUAGGAUUGUUAUCUAGUGUGACUAAUAAAGAAAAUACAUCCUACUCAUUUUGAGGAAAAAACACCUAUUUGAUCAUUAUAAAUAAAAAACAAUUUCGGUAGUUAGUGUGAUCACGGGCAGUAACUUCUCCCGAAAUAUA